CGGAUAGACGUCCUGGCACCACUGCGCCUCGUGGAAAAAGCUUCGGCCGACCCAGCACGCCUUGUGCGCCUCUUUAAGCGUCUUGCCGACGAUUGUCGUUCCCGAGUGGGCGAGGCCGUGGAUCGAGAGGAUCUCGGUCGGGUCGGUACGCGCCGCCGUUGCCGCGGCCGCGACCAGCGCUAGUGUCGCGUGCAACAUCGCCUCGAUUCAGCGGCCGAGGGCCCACUGCGCUAACGGGUACACGACGAAGACGACCGCGACGAGGGCGAAGAGGAUGCCG
This is a messenger RNA of Pelagomonas calceolata, 280 nucleotides long. NCBI's taxonomy places the organism in Eukaryota, Pelagophyceae, Pelagomonadales, Pelagomonadaceae. The record is from the annotation of a GenBank genome assembly.